This is a messenger RNA of Peronospora matthiolae, 1683 nucleotides long. Lineage: Eukaryota; Oomycota; Peronosporomycetes; Peronosporales; Peronosporaceae. The record is from the annotation of a GenBank genome assembly.
AUGCACACAGCACACAGGGAGUCCGACGACUCGUCCGUGGACGCGAUGGAGCAUCGCCGGCUCGAAGAGGAGGAAGAUCUCAUGCAGGAGGCUUUGGCUCUAUUGGCCGACCUUCAGGACGACGACUAUAACGACGCUAUUUCACGGUUACUGCUACCGUCUGACGACCAUCAGCAGCAGCAGCAGCCCCCCAACUAUAGCGACUCAAUGUUGUCAAAUACUGAUGUAGAGGCUCCAUCGUCCGGUAUACAAGAGCCUCGAGUAUACGGUCUUACCCCUACAGAUAAAUGCGGCCCAGGUACACCACCAGCGCUCCCGACCAGCAUGACAUCCGAAAAGAGGACGCUCUCGGCUACUGCGAAGCAGCUGUCACGCAAGAAAAGGGCACUGGUCAAUGCUUCAGGUGCUGGAAAGAAGCGCAAAGCGGCGUCUUACAACUCGAACCGGGCUCGAGAUGAACGCAAGGAGGAGCUUAUUUAUCUGCGCAAGACGGUGCAGACGAUGGAGGCGAGAUUGCGCACACUGCAGCUCUCGCAACGCCGAGCGCUGGCCACGCCUGUACCUGCGAAAGACCCACCACGAGACACAGCUUAUUCAUUGACUAAAGGUGUUUUUGGGCCAGGAGAUACUCCUGUAGGGGAACCAUUGCUGACUGAAGAUGCAAGCGAUGAUGCCGCGAUGGGGCCAGUUUGGACUGAGAUUGCAGCGCAUCAGUAUCAGGAACGGCGUCGGGUGGAAUUGGAAAAUAUUCGACUGAGACUAAUUUUAGAGGGUCAGAUCAAGAUGGCAAAAAGUCUCGAGAAAAUGUUGACGAAACGCACGAGCUUACGAGUAAUGGAAUCUAUUCAAGGAAAGUACCUGACCAGUUUGCAGCACCGCAAGCCGACGUCGACAGAGGAGGAGGACGAGGUAGCGAUUUUUGCUCGUCUGGAAAAGGAGUUGGAUUGCGCUCUUAAUGAAGUGGAUGCUGUGUUUGAGGCCAAUGGACUUGCACGCAUGGAAAGUACAUUUGCGGACGCACAAGUUCGGAUUGAAAAUGGAUCGACAAUCAUGGAAAUUUUUGCCAACAAAGUGGUUCCGUUUGGCGUCAAAGUUACAGGCCACGCGGUAUGGGAGCAUUUUGUUCACUCCAUGGACCAUAUUCCGUCGCGCUUUGUGUACCAAAAGCAGCUAAAGAAGACACAAACGACGGACGACACGUUGAUGGAGAGUUUUGGCUUAGAGCUCGUUGGUAGCCGCAACGCCACCGCCGCAUUCCGAGUGCGCCAGAUCCGCCGAAAGUUUGUCCAGCCUGACCGCGUCGUAAUUGCGUGGCCCAUGUACUCCGAGGCGCUCGAGCUUUCUGCUGAGCCUACGAAGGGUGUACGACUUCAUGAAAAGUGCUUUACUGUGGUGAAGGCGCUCCGGCAUGAUGGUGGCCGUCGAGGUGCCCUUAUACAGACGUGCUACGUUCUUCGUCCUGAGAUUUACGGUCAUAUUGCUGAUUCUGCUCGCAUUCUCAACACCUUGACGGAGUUUCUGCUGGACUCUGUCUCGCACACGAUUAGCUCAAGCCACCAGAUGAUUGAGAACUCCCUGUUAGAUACAGCGCUCCGAUUUAAAGCCGAUCCGGGUACAGUAGCGCGGGUUGCUAAUCAGGAUGGUAGCGCUGAAGAAAAAAUUAGAGGAGAGGGUAUCACUUAA